Molecule: messenger RNA, 3171 nt
Organism: Phascolarctos cinereus (koala)
Lineage: Eukaryota; Metazoa; Chordata; Mammalia; Diprotodontia; Phascolarctidae
Product: complement receptor type 2-like
Source: RefSeq, a predicted model, not a curated record
AAGGAGGGAGAGUUGGAGGUUUGGCCCCGCGCCAGGUGCGGCCUCAAUUUAACUGAGGUGCGGCGAGUGUCGGGGGCUCAGAGCAUCUCCUCUCAGGCCUGUCCCCUCCUCGCGCUCAGACCGCGAGACUUCGCUCUGGCAGGCGGCAUGGGUGGCGCUCCGCUCCUCUGGGGCUUGCUGGCUUUCCUCGCGCCGGGAGCCUGCGGUCAAUGUCACUCCCCACCAUGGUUAAAUUUUGCAGUUCUAAAAUCUAACUCCAAGUCUGUGUUUGACAUUGGGUAUUCUUUGACUUAUGAAUGUCGCCCUGGGUACAUGACAAAAAAAUUUAACAUCAUCUGCCUUGAGAACUCAACGUGGUCAAGUGUAAAUGACGACAUAUGUAAAUGCAGAUCAUGUUCAACUCCUGCAGAUCUCCUCAAUGGAAAGAUGGAAAUAACAGGCCUCGAGUUUGGUUCAACAAUUAAAUAUUCUUGCAGUGAAGGGUACCAACUUAUUGGCCACUCACUCAACCAGUGCAUCGUCUCAGAAAAUACUGUCCUUUGGGAGAAGGAAGCACCUCUCUAUGAACCUAUUUGUUGUGAGCCACCUUCAGCCAUUUCCAAUGGAAGAUAUACAAGCACUAAGGAAUAUUUUUACUAUGGCAUGGUGGUAUCCUAUGAAUGUAACACUGGGCCAAGAAGGGAAAAGCUAUAUGACCUGGUGAGUAAUAAAACAUUACUCUGUACUAGCAAAGACAAUAAAGUAGGCAUCUGGAAUAGCCCUCCACCUCGAUGUAUUACUCCAGCCAUGUGCCAGACCCCGGUAAUUGCCCAUGGAAGAAGGGUGUCAGGCUUCAGACGUUUCUACUCAUUAAAUGAUGCUGUGGAGUUGGAGUGUUACCCUGGCUUUACCAUGAAGGGCAGCAAAAUAGUUCGAUGCCAGACUAACAGCCAGUGGGAGCCUGCAUUGCCAGUGUGCUUCAGGGGGUGUCUGCCACCUAUGGAGAUAUCCCAUGGUAACAGCAACAGCACCAAGGACCAUUUUUCCUUUGGAGAGGCUGUGUCCUAUGUUUGUGAGCCUGGCUACUUUCUCAUUGGAAUUGCUUCCAUUAAGUGUAUAGAGCCUGGGAAGUGGAACUAUAAAACUCCUAAAUGUGAAGUGAAAUCAUGUGGGGUCUUCUUGGAUCGACUUCCUAAUGGCCGUGUUGUAUCUCCCCAUCGACCUCAGCUUGGGACAAAGGUUUUCUUUGUUUGUGAUGAGGGGUUCUGGUUAAAUGGCAGCUCUUCUAGUACGUGUGUCUCAGGUGGAGGGAGAGUCUUUUGGAGUGAUGAGAUGCCUGUCUGUGCAAGAAUUAUUUGUGAUUCUCCUCCUCCUCGUAUCAUCAAUGGUAGGCUUCCAUUCUUUUCCAAGAAAAAAUUUUCAUAUGGGACUAUAAUAAGUUAUACCUGUUUGAAGAUGUUCCGUAUGAUUGGAACUAAGUUUAUUCGUUGCACGAGUGAAAAUCAAGUGAAUGGAGUCUGGAGUGUACCUGCCCCUCGGUGUGAGGCUUACAAUAGAGCUACUGUUUGUUGGCCAAAAGUCCUAGGGAGACAUCUAAAGUUGAGGUCCCGACCUCCAUAUCGACAUGGUGACACCUUGAAAUUUGCCUGUGAUACCAACUUUACCAUAAAAGGUUAUGACACUCUAUGGUGCCAAGCAAAUAAUACAUGGGGACCAUCACCAUUACCAACUUGUGAGAGUGAUUGUCCAUCACCUCCCAUGAUCCCUAAUGGGCAUCAUAGAGACGGCCACAGUGGCCCAGUUGCUCCUGGGUUGUCUGUGACUUAUAGCUGUGAACCUGGCUACUUGCUUAUUGGAGAAAAGACCAUUUACUGUUUGCCUUCAGGAGUCUGGAAUGCCACUGUUCCCAAGUGUAAAGAGGCACUAUGUGAUCCUUUAAUAAAAUUCCCCAAUGGGCAGGUAGAGGAGCCUUCACAUCUUCGGAUUGGGGCAGUCAUGACCUUUUCCUGUAAUAAGGGGUACCAUUUACGGGGCCAAGCUUCUAGUACGUGUGUGCUUGCUACAGAGGGUGCUGUGUGGACUAAGAUUCCAAUCUGCAUAGCAAUCCUGUGCCCUCCUCCUCCUGUGAUUGAAAAUGGGAAACAUACGGGUAGCUCUGCAGAUGAUGUUCCAUACGGAACCAAGGUACUUUAUAAAUGCAACGCUGACCCAGAAAGAGGCGUGAAAUUCAACCUCAUUGGAGAGAGCACCAUCCACUGUACAAGUGACCGAGAGGGCAACGGGGUCUGGAGUGCAGCUGCCCCUCGGUGUGAGCUUUCUGCUUCCUCUGUUCAGUGCCUACAGCCCAGAGUUCCAAAUGGCUACGAGAUAUCUGCACAGGGUCCACCAUAUUUCUAUAAUGCCACUGUGGUAUUUCGUUGUAACACUGGCUUCACCCUGAAGGGCAGCAGGCAGAUUCGCUGUAGCGCCAGUGGCACGUGGGAUCCUGAAGCGCCAAUUUGUGAAAAGGAGUGCCUGCCACCUCCUCAGAUACCCCAUGGUCAGCACACGGGUUGGGAGAGAGGCCAGUUUGCUCCUGGCAUGUGUGUAGAUUAUACCUGUGACCCUGGAUACUUGCUCCUGGGAAACAAAUCAAUUUGCUGUACACGUUCAGGCGCUUGGAGUCUUUCUGCCCCACAGUGUGAAGAAGCAUCAUGUGAAUCCAUAGAAGAACAAUUGCAGUUGCCCUCUGAUGGCAGCCCUGUGGUUCCAGUUAAUUCCUCUUGCCAAGAGGGGUACCAAUUAACUGGCCAUGUGUAUAAGCUCUGUUGGAAUCCUGAGGCGGGGAAUAGGUUUUGGUUCCAAAAGAUUGCACUUUGUAAAGAAGCAAACUGUAACCUCCCAGAGUUCUUAAUUGGUGCCCAGAAUGUAUCAACUAAAAAAAUAUAUAAUUUUGGAGCUAUCUUUACUCUGAAGUGUGAUGAAGGGUAUAUGCUAGAAGGCAGUCCUCAGAGCCAGUGUCAGGAAGAUCAUAGAUGGGACCCUCCUUUGGCAGUCUGUAAAUCACUGAAUUUUUCUUCCCCUCUAGACUCCCAUGGUCCUGUUGUUCUCAGUGGUAAGCAUUGUUUUGGGACAGUACUUCUUAUUCUAUUUGUUGGUCUCACGUUGGCAUUAAUAUCAAAACACAAAGAAGGGUGAGUUCAAUUAUAUUGU